UAUGUAGCGUGUCUGCGCUGUAAAGUUCCCGGAUGUACCAAACAAAAUGGCGGCGCCCAGCUGGAGCUUGCUGAGGUCGAGUGUGAAAGGUCUUCAUCUCUGUUUAAAAACGGCUCAUGGACACAGCUCGAGCUUCAGCUCCCGGCGGUGUGUGUUACAGCACCGAGCUCUUCACCUCAGCACCUCCCGCUUCCUGAACCCCAACAAGACAAAUGCAGCAGAAACUCCAGACCCGGCGAAAAAUCCUCAGGAUAACCGGGAAGAGAAAGCAGAACAAGAAGGCGAGGAAGAUCCCGGACCAGAGUACAUUCCUAAGAGGAAAGCGAAAAACCCGAUGAGGGCAAUCGGAUACGCGUGGAUAAUUGGUUUUCCGUCCGGUAUAAUCGGGUUUAUUCUGGCUAAAAGGCAAGUGGAUAAGAACCGUCUGGAGCAGCUGAGGAUCCGACAGAGGAUGAAGAAAUCGAACGAAGGGGAGUACGAACGUGAACGCUACAGACCAGCAGCGGGGAUGCAGUGACGCUUAGCCACCUGUAACAUGCUUUAUUUUGGAAGCAGUGGAGCCAAGUUAUACACACAACUUGUUAACAUCAGUGACACACUUUUAUUUCUGGAUCACGACUGUAUAUUUUAGAGUUUCUGCACUUUUUGACCAAUUAAGGUAAAUUUUCAAAUGGUAAAAUCUCUAAAAUUGCUGAAUUCCUGAAGAAAAAAAAAAAAAUAUAUAUAUAGCUCAGGUUCUGCAGAGAAGUUUAUGGGUAGUUGGAGCAAUACCGCCACCUACUGCACUGGAGGCGAUGUGGUGCAACCUCAGUCUACGGCUGCAGGAAAAUGAUGAUCGCUUUGUACGGAACAUGACAUUUAAAAAUAAAGAAUGCAUGUUACACAACA
Messenger RNA from Clarias gariepinus (North African catfish), 888 nucleotides. Its product is annotated as DUF4748 domain-containing protein. The record is from RefSeq and is a predicted model, not a curated record. The coding region runs from base 47 to 517 and encodes 156 amino acids. The transcript is spliced from 3 exons. Lineage: Eukaryota; Metazoa; Chordata; Actinopteri; Siluriformes; Clariidae.